CAGGGGUUAACACCCGCCUGCCUCUGUCUCCUGGCCCUCCCCGGGAAGCCCACUGCUCCCGCGGGACGGGCCCUAUAAUUUGGUUUGUGUCUAGACAAAUAAUAACUCAGCUGGUGUGAGCGAGUGGGGAGGGAUGAGGCAGGACACCCUGGGCAAGGGGUAAGGAGGAAGCCUGAGCUCCUAGGGGCCCCCCUCCCAGGCGGUGAGAAUUUAGGGGCUAGGGGCAAGUGGCUUCUAACCCCCACCGCCACCCCCUGCGCAUCCUUAGUGUCUUGGAAUUCCGCACACUCCCAGAAUUUCAGGCUGCUGGAAUGUUAAAAAGACAGAACAGAGAAGGGGGGCAAAAAAGGAAGUGAGGUCCACCAUCUGGAGAGCAUGUUCCCAUUUGUGUAAAAAAGAAAAGGGAAAUACAUCUUCGCGUUUGGUGGGCAAAGAUAAUAAUCACCGAGUGUUUAAUAAUAGAUUAUGAAAGUCGCAGAAUGUUUAAAAAAAAAAAUCCUAGAGCGUUCUAACAAUAGAACUUGAGAUUCUUGGGAUGGGAGACGCUUGGAAUAUUGGAAACUUAGAAGGGUAAGGGCCUGGGAAGCCGCGGUGAUAAUCAUAAUAGAAUGGAAGGGAGGUAAAGCUCUGGAAGGUUAUAAGAAUAGCACAGUAAACCAUGAACCGGACUAACAAUAGAACCCAGAGAGAAUAGAAUCUAGAACAUGGGGGAAAGAGUCAGACGACUCUGCUGUCCCUUCUAGGUGGUGUGGUGUGUGGGGGCCUUGGGGACCCAUUUGGUGGAAAUGGGGAAACUGAGGCCCAGAAGGGUGGUCAGCGUGGCCUGGCUGCCCCCUGGUUUCCACCAGCCGCCAGGGCACCAGUCCACAGUCAUUUAUUGAGCGCCUACUGUAUGCUGGGGAUACAGCUGUAAACACGAGGUCCUUGCCUUCCUGGAACGUCCACUCUAGACAGACAGACAGACAAAAGCAAGAUACGAGGCCCUGCCAAGCCAGCUUUGAGCCGUGAGCGUGGCCACUUCUUCUCAACUGCUCAGCCCCCACCAGGACCAAGCCGGAGCCCCUCCCCUGCCCCCUUCAAAUCCCCUCCAUCCUAUCCUUCCUUUGAUCUAACCCUGACUCACCUCCUUCCUGUUUCUUAGAAACCCUUCCCACAUCCCCAGACUGAGCCCUUCCUCUCUGGCCGCCCCCCACAGGACGUCUCCUUUUUCUGUAAUCUUCUCUUUGGUUACCUUACUCUCUAUUUCUUACUGGGGUCCUAGGAGAUACCAGCACCCCCAUUCACCAUGCCUGAUCUUUUCAACACUCCCUAACCACAGUCUGCCCUAGCUCAACACUAUCCCAUAUAUUUCAUGUGUCUUCUAGGACAUUCCACCCCACCAUUACACUUACUUCCUAUAUCAACUACAAAUAUCUUUCUCUCACCACUGCCCACUGAUGCCGCCAUCUCAUCUAUAAACGUUCCUGUCAGCCAAUUUUUGUGUCACCCCAAUACUCCCUCAUUUAUGCUCUGAUUGCGUCUGUAAACACCUCCUUGACAAAGCUCUUUGUUAAUCCUGCCAUCCCCCCAAACACCCCUCCUGUUGUAAUUCUAUCCCUCCUCCAACUUUCCCCUCUCAAGCUCUACCCUCCGUGCCCCGCUUUGCCCACGAUUCUCGGUCGAUCUCAUUUCUUCCCCUCGGAGCUCCCACCAUGUUACCCUGAGCCUCCAAGGAGGGGGCUCAGGGGGCCCGAUGGCUUCCCGCCCCCCGUGGCCCCACAGCCCCCGUGGGCCAGGGGAAGUGCCUCGAAAGCCCCAGUGCCCAGGAUGGGCAACCGCACGUGGGAGGGCUGCCAUGUGGACUCACGUGUGGACCACCUCUUCCCGCCGUCCCUCUAUAUCUUUGUCAUCGGGGUGGGGCUGCCCACCAACUGCCUGGCCCUGUGGGCCGCCUACCGCCAGGUGCGGCAACGCAACGAGCUGGGCGUGUACCUGAUGAACCUCAGCAUCGCCGACCUGCUGUACAUCUGCACGCUGCCGCUGUGGGUGGACUACUUCCUGCACCACGACAACUGGAUCCACGGCCCCGGCUCCUGCAAGCUCUUUGGGUUCGUCUUCUAUACCAACAUCUACAUCAGCAUCGCCUUCCUGUGCUGCAUCUCCGUGGACCGCUACCUGGCCGUGGCCCACCCGCUGCGGUUUGCCCGCCUGCGCCGUGUCAAGACGGCCGUGGCCGUGAGCUCCGUGGUCUGGGCCACCGAGCUGGGUGCCAACUCGGCGCCCCUGUUCCAUGACGAGCUCUUCCGGGACCGCUACAACCACACCUUCUGCUUCGAGAAGUUCCCCAUGGAGGGCUGGGUGGCCUGGAUGAACCUCUACCGCGUGUUCGUGGGCUUCCUCUUCCCGUGGGCUCUCAUGCUGCUGUCCUACCGUGGCAUCCUGCGGGCCGUGCGGGUCAGCGUGUCCACCGAGCGCCAGGAGAAGGCCAAGAUCAAGCGGCUGGCCCUCAGCCUCAUUGCCAUCGUGCUGGUCUGCUUCGCGCCCUACCACGUGCUCCUGCUCUCGCGCAGCGCCGUCUACCUGGGCCGCCCCUGGGACUGCGGCUUCGAGGAGCGUGUCUUCUCCGCGUACCACAGCUCGCUGGCCUUCACCAGCCUCAACUGCGUGGCUGACCCCAUCCUCUACUGCCUCGUCAACGAGGGCACCCGCGGCGACGUGGCCAACGCCCUGCACAACCUCAUCCGCUUCCUGGCCAGUGACAAGCCCCAGGAGAUGGCCAACGCCUCCCUUACCCUGGAGACCCCACUCGCUUCCAAGAGGAACAAUGUGGCCAAGGCCGUGGCGGCUGGCUGGGCGGCAGCUCCGCUGGCCCAGGGGGACCAGGUGCAGCUGAAGAUGCUGCCACCGGCACAGUGAACCUCAGAUCACGCAGAGCCCCCUCCUCAAAUCUCAUCUCACACCCUCUUCCCUCUGGGGCUGGUGUAUGCAAAUUUAUGUAAAUAAGUCCAUAUUAAUAUUCAUAAGAAUAUAAAAAUAGGAAAACAGUGA
Molecule: messenger RNA, 3027 nt
Organism: Equus caballus (horse)
Lineage: Eukaryota; Metazoa; Chordata; Mammalia; Perissodactyla; Equidae
Source: RefSeq, a predicted model, not a curated record